CGCCACGCUGGGCGGAGAAGAGGGGGCGGAAGCGGACGCGGCGACGCGACUGCGCAGUGGCGCGGGCGCCGCGGGAAGGAACCGCCAUCGCGCAGUCGACGACCAGGGAGGAAGAGCGAUCGCCGGGAAGUAGAUCGCGGAGAAAGCGUCGAAGGUCGGAGGAAGCGGCUAUUCGUCGUCGGGACCGAGGGACGCCGACUCUUCCGGUCGAUCGGAGGCGGGAACGGAGCCACUCGCCUCCGCCGACCAUGGGUUGCGCGCCCAGCCUCCGCCCCGAACGCGGCGCCGUCCUCUACCGCGCCGGUUCCAACCGCAGCGGAUCGACGGCGACCCGGGGCCUGCCCGGCCUCUUCCGGGCCACCGACCCGCCACCGGAAGCGACGUCGGAGGAAGAAUUCUCGUCUCGCUCCGGCCGCCGGCGCGGGAGCGACGCGCUGGACCAGGAAGGAAGUUCCGUCGUUAAAUUUGGACCGAUGUGCCUUAACCGACAGAAGAUUAAAGCGUUGCUAAUUUUUCCCAAAGAAGACGCUCAAAGCGACGCGUUGAAAUGGGCAGCCGAGAAACUUCAAUACGAAUGUUCUCUGGUAUACGACCCGGAAAAGGCGCUGGAAGAAUACUUAAACCGUCGUCAUCACUUAAUAUUUGUCGACAGUAGACAGUCCAGGUCUUACGACCCCGUCGCCUUGUGCGGAUCAUUAAGAGCCAUCCGAGGAAGUCAAUAUACUUGCAUAGUAGCCGUGGUGAAAAGAAAUACUGCCGAUAGAGAAGAUGGUUCCAUAAUGCCACUUAUCCGAGCUGGUUUUAACAGGUGGCUUCUUGAAAGUUGCAAUCUUGGGUUCUGUUUAAAUGAGCUUAUACAAUUAGAACAUAAUGAGAUUGUCAUGCAGUUGAAAUUGAGAGCAGCUCAAGCACUUUUUACUGCCUUAGAUAAUUGUCGAGAUGGAAUAAUCAUUACUAGUGCCAAUCAUGAUGUACAGUUUUUAAACCGAUCUUCAGAAAAGUUAUUAGGAUUUACUGCAGAUGAAAUAAUUGGUAAAAGUACUCAGGAAAUAUACAAAUCAGACUCUACAAAAGCAGAUGUUAUUGAAAACAUUAAUAUGCAAAUAACAAAAGGAAAAGAAUGGGAAGGAAAAUUAUUACAUAAAAGGAAAUCUGGAGAAAAUAUGCCAUUAUGGAGUCGAAUUUCACCUGUAGAAAUAACUACUGGUUUUUUAGAUCAUAUCGUGUAUGUGAAAGAAUAUCCCUAUAUUUUCGAUAAAUCUCUUGCAUCUGAUUCAGAAAUGCUUCCAUUUUCAUGUGCUGCUGUAAAAACAUUAAGAAAGGCAUCUUGUGAUGUUCGUUCACUCUGCAGUGAAGCAGGUAUGAAUCGACGACAAUCAUUUGCUAGAUUUCAUGCUAUGACAAUAGAAGCACCUAUAACAAAGGUAAUUAAUAUGCUUUUGGCAACUCAAGAAAAUAGUCCAAUAUUUGUUGCACAAGCUCUUGAUAGAGCAUUAGAUAUAUUGAGAAGCACAGAAUUGUAUUCACCACAAUUCCCUGGUCUUCAACAAGUUCGUGCAGAAGAUCAAAUUACUUCUGAUCUUGUAACAGGAUUAGUCACAGGGCAAAAAACAUACAGAAGAUUUUCACAUGAAGUAGCCCUUAAAGGAUUAUCAGCACCACCAACAACAAUGGCCACAAGUGCUGCUCUACCUAAUUUGACAACAGCACCAAUUGAAGUAAGAAAUAUAUUAGAAAAAGAAGCUGAAUGGAAUUUUGAUAUUCUUUCUCUGGAAAGAAUUACUGAGAAAAGACCACUCAUAUGGCUUGGAAUGGCAAUUUUUACUCGAUUCAAUGUAUAUUCUACAUUGGGAUGUGAUGAGAAAGUUAUAAGAAACUGGCUUUCUUUAAUUGAAGCUAAUUAUCAUGAUAAUCCUUAUCAUAAUUCUACACAUGCAGCUGAUGUUCUUCAAGCUACAGCAUAUUUUCUACAAAAACCAAGAUUAAAGGCAAUUUUUGAUCCAUUAGAUGAAGUUAUAUCUUUAGUAGCUGCAAUUGUUCAUGAUGUUGAUCAUCCAGGAAAAACAAGUGCGUUCCUCUGUAAUUCUUCUAAUAAUCUUGCAAUUUUAUAUAAUGACUUGUCUGUAUUAGAAAGUCAUCAUGCUGCAUUUGCCUUUAAACUCACAAAUUCUGGCGAGCGUGUGAAUAUUUUCCAGCAUCUUGAUCGUGACAACUAUAGAGCAGUUCGUCAAUCAAUUAUUGAUAUGGUAUUAGCUACAGAAAUGACAAAACAUUUUGAACAUAUUUCAAAAUUUGUAAAUGUAUUUACAAAAUCUGUCACUCAAGAUGAAGAACCCUUUGAGCAAGAGAAGUUAGGAUCAGAAUCAUCAGAUUUGGCAGCCAUGUCAACUCCGGAAAAUAUUAUUAUUGUAAAAAGAAUGCUUAUAAAAUGUGCUGAUGUAUCAAAUCCAGCUCGACCUUUACAUUUGUGUAAAGAGUGGGCAAAUCGGAUUGCUGAAGAAUAUUGCUCACAAACUGACGAAGAAAAAACUCUUGGUUUGCCAGUGGUGAUGCCAACCUUUGAUCGUAAUACUUGCAGCAUCCCUAAAUCUCAAAUAGGUUUCAUGGAUUAUUUUGCAAAUGAUAUGUUUGAUGCUUGGGAUGCAUUUGGCGAUUUUCCUGAAUUGAUAGAGCAUCUUAAGUUUAAUUAUCAGUAUUGGAAGGAACAAGAACAACUCAGGGAUAAUAAAAUCCCAAUGCAAAAUUAAAAUCAUUUUGAUCUUGUGACAAAUUCUUUCCAGUGUUGUGUAUUGAUCUUGCCACAUUGUAGAAAUUAAAAUGUGUAAAUUUGUGUUGUGAAAGAAUAUUUCUUUUAAUAUUGUGACAAGUUAUCAUCAACCUGUUGUAACAAUGGGUGAAACAGUUUUACCAAUUAAGAGACUUAGUGUAUGUGGUGACUUAGUACAUGGUGUUUCACUUGUCUUUCCUCCAAGUAAACACAUCAAGAAUGCAAAUUUCUAAAUAUGCACAAUGAGAAUAAUAUAAAUUUGAUGUUGAAAAAUCAAGAAUUGUGAUACAGUAUGUAGAAUUUAAAACUGUUAAAUGAUUACUAAAUGAAAAUUGCAGAUAUUUAAAAUCAUCAAUUAUAAAAUAUAUCAAAUUUAAAUUUUUAUCUGUUUUUAUAAGAGAAAUUUGGAAUAUAUUUUCAAGA
Molecule: messenger RNA, 3190 nt
Organism: Centruroides sculpturatus (bark scorpion)
Lineage: Eukaryota; Metazoa; Arthropoda; Arachnida; Scorpiones; Buthidae
Product: high affinity cAMP-specific and IBMX-insensitive 3',5'-cyclic phosphodiesterase 8B-like
Exons: 20
Coding region: 249-2747 (832 amino acids)
Biological process (GO): signal transduction; positive regulation of ERK1 and ERK2 cascade
Molecular function (GO): 3',5'-cyclic-nucleotide phosphodiesterase activity
Source: RefSeq, a predicted model, not a curated record